AUGGCGGAGGACUCUCAGGAAACCGGAAAGGUCCCGGGGGGACACAAGUCUCUCUUUCACGAGACUGACCAGUCGGCGGAUGAGAAGAUGAGCCACCACCACGACGACUCCAAACAGUUGCCUGUGCUGGCCCCCGGGCCAAGUCGGAGGUUUGCGCCGCAGACCUCCGCAGCCGUCCUUCGACCAAAAAAGAAUUCCACCGCGUGUUUCGCAUGCAAAGUCGCGAAGAGGAAGUGCUCUGGGACCUGCCCUUGCAAAGCGUGCCUGGCUGCCGGCUUACAAGCCGAUUGCCGUUUCGAUCCCACUCGAGAUUUGCGACGCAAAGUGGCUGUCAAGCGAACGAUGAAAGAGCUCAACGAUUACAAAGACUUGCUGGAAACAUUGCUGGCCAGCAUUCGAUCGGAUCCCCGCGACAAACUUCACGAACUUAUCGAAUUGAUCCGAAACAACGGUUCAUUGAGGGACAUUGCCCGUGCCGUGGGGAAUCCCGUCACGAAAUUCACGGAUUCAGAAACUCUGUCAAAGGCGAGUUUGGCAACUCUGUCCGAAUUCGAAGAUACAAAACCCCACCGACGAUCAGAGUCCGAUCAAGUACCUAACUCGCCAGAAGAAGAACACCCCCGGGGGUCACCUCGGGCAACUUUUCAUCCUUAUGCACGGGUAGCUUUGGAAACACUCUGCGACAUUCCACUAUUCAGGGUGCCGGCCAGGCCAUGGACAGAGGUGACUGACGAUAGCGACUUCGUGUCGCACCUUGUCUCAUUGUAUUUCACCUGGGAUCACCCAUGCGCACAGUACCUUGAUCAGAAGAUAUUCAUCGAUCAUAUGACCCGGGGAGAUACCAGCUCUCAGUUCUGCACACCGUUACUGGUGAACAGUCUCUUGGCGAUGGCUUGCGUACGCAACUCAUACUUUCCCAGUCCUCAAUUCAUUUUGACACCAAGACAGAUCUACUCCGACAGCCCAGAUGCGUUCUUCAAUCUCGACGAUACCUUUUCGCGUGGACAGCAUUUUUUUCAGGAAGCAGAACGAUUGUGGAAUGCCCAGAGAGGCCGCCAAACUUUGUCAAAUAUUCAGGCUUUGCUUAUGAUGUGCAGUGUACUUUUAUCGCAAGGUGAGGUUCAGCAGGGUUGGUUUUUGCUUCGGCAAGCCGCCCAAAUGGGACAGGAUAUGGGGCUGUUGAUGCUGCCGAGGGUUGUAAACCCGUUCAAGGAAGAAAUUCGGUUUGUGAUGCCAUCAAUAUCGGAGCUGUCCGAUGAUCAUGUCAAGCGUGAAGACGACGAUGAGGAUUCGAUAUUGCAUCAGAUGGAGCGUAUUCGAACAAUUACGGCCUGGGGUAUCUUUAAUCUGAACUUACAAAUGUCAGUGAAAAUGCGCAGGGUUACAAGCUUGCCGCCGCCAAUAUCCAAGGUAUCGAUGGGAGGCGACGCCGACUUUGAGUGGACUCCGUACCCACGGUCGAACAAGAUCACUUAUGCACCAAAGCUGGCGCGCUUGCCCCAACUCAGACAAGGAAUGGCCGAGCUCACAGAUAUCUUGGCUCAUGUUCAAGAGCUUCUGCAUAAUCAGACUUUAGUCUCAAGCAUUCAAGACUUGUCUGAGAGGGCGGAGGUUUCAUAUGAACGUCUGCGACAGUGGCUGGCGAACUGGCCCAAGCCUCCCCAGAUCGAAAAAGAACCUAUCCCUCAAAUUCUCAUCCUUCGGAUCAAGUGCCACCAGGCUAUUAUAAAUCUUCUGGAGAUGAUGAUCCAGCGGGGCUCUCAAGGCUCUUUGACCACAAAGCUGCAGCAAGAAUGGUGUCAGCAGGUAGCAGAAAUGGCCCAAUGCUUCCGGAUUCACCGCCAAGCAUACGGUCUCAAGUACAUUCCCAGCCAGGUGGUCGAUGCUGUCCAAUCCUCUCUUCGCGUUCUCGUACACCAAUUGGAGAUUGAAGAAGCGAGACACGCUUUUAUCGAAUUCUGUCGUUUCGGAAUAGCUAUGAGUCGCACAUUCACACCAACCGCUAACGCAAUUCAUGCGAUCCAGUCACUGGCGCAGCGGGGGGUGGUGACACUACCCCCAGAAGCUAUGGCAAUUCUCGAUGGGUUUGACUUUCACGGAGGCCAGGAAGCCUAA
Molecule: messenger RNA, 2115 nt
Organism: Penicillium maclennaniae
Lineage: Eukaryota; Fungi; Ascomycota; Eurotiomycetes; Eurotiales; Aspergillaceae
Product: putative C6 transcription factor
Exons: 5
Coding region: 1-2115 (704 amino acids)
Biological process (GO): DNA-templated transcription; regulation of DNA-templated transcription
Molecular function (GO): DNA binding; DNA-binding transcription factor activity, RNA polymerase II-specific; zinc ion binding
Source: RefSeq, a predicted model, not a curated record